This is a messenger RNA of Geodia barretti, 1503 nucleotides long. The record is from the annotation of a GenBank genome assembly. NCBI's taxonomy places the organism in Eukaryota, Metazoa, Porifera, Demospongiae, Tetractinellida, Geodiidae.
AUGUGGACCGGCGACGAUCUACAACGUUUGGUAAGCCGGGAACUGAGCGAUUAUCGGCUGAUCGUGGUGUCGAAUCGACAGCCGUACGUAUUUAAGAUGGUGGACGGUGUGCCGCGUGGCGAGAUGCCCCCUGGCGGCCUCACCGCGGCCAUCGACCCGCUGAUGCGCGCUUGCGGUGGAACUUGGAUCGCCCAGAGCAACGGCGAAGAUGACCUGGCGGCGAUGGAUGACUCCGGCCGAAUUCGGGUACCUACCGAUGCCCCUGCUUACUCCAUGCGGUUGCUCAACUUGAGCGACGAGGAGAACACGGGCUUUUACUACGGUUUCGCCAACGAGGGCCUGUGGCCGUUAUGCCACAUCGCCUACACCGAACCCGUAUUCGACGCCGAGCACUAUGGCUUCUAUCAAUCAGUGAACCGUCGUUUCGCCGAUCUGGUGCUCGACGAGAUCAACGACGAGCCGGCCAUAGUCCUCAUUCAGGACUAUCACCUUGCCCUGCUCCCCAGGUACAUCCGCGAGGUCAGUCCCGACACUAUCAUCGGGCAAUUCUGGCACAUCCCCUGGCCCAAUCCGGACAUCCUGCGGAUUUGCCCUUGGCAGGACGAAAUCCUCGACGGCAUGUUGGGCAACGACCUUCUGGGUUUCCACCUCUCGGGAGACUGCCAGAACUUCAUCAGCUGCGUCGACGCCAACCUGGACGCCCAGGUCGACCCGGAAUACGGGCUGAUCGACUACCGCGACGAGACCACCCUGGUGCGUCCGUUCCCUAUCAGCAUCGAUUUCGACAACCUCGACACCGAGGCUCGAUCCGAAGAGGUCGAAGACGAGAUGGCGCGCCUGUCGCGGGAACUGGGAUUGAACCGUGGCCGCAUCCUGGGCCUCGGCAUCGACCGGCAGGAUUACACCAAGGGCAUCCCUCAUCGCCUUCGGGCCGUCGAGCGCCUGUUUGAAAAAUGGCCCCAGUACCGCGGCCGGUUGGUUUUCCUUCAGGCCGGAGCCACCAGCCGAACCAGCAUCAAUUCAUACAUGCAGCUCACCAUCGAUAUCGAGUCCGCCGUCAACCGCAUCAACGAGCGGUUCGGUCACGACGGCUGGCAACCGGUCCUCUAUUGGCCCACUUCGUUGCCCUCUACUACCUUCUCCGCCCUCCGGCGUCUCGCCAGUUUCUGCGCCGAGAGCAGCCUUCACGACGGCAUGAACCUCGUCGCCAAGGAAUACGUGGCCUCGCGGGUUGACGACGACGGCGUGCUGAUCCUCAGCGCUUUCGCCGGCGCCGCCCAGGAACUCACCGGCUCCCUGAUAAUCAACCCCUACGCCACCGAGCAGUUCGCCGAAGCCAUCCACCAAGCCCUGACCAUGAGCGAUGCUGAGCGGCGGAUCCGGAUGCGUCAGAUGCGAAAUACGGUCCGCGAGAACAAUAUUUACAAAUGGGCCGGCCGCAUCAUGAUGAACCUCAUGCAGGCCAGCACCCCCGAUCACUCCCGCCUGACCACCACUGCCUGA